This is a messenger RNA of Amoebophrya sp. A25, 796 nucleotides long. NCBI's taxonomy places the organism in Eukaryota, Dinophyceae, Syndiniales, Amoebophryaceae. The record is from the annotation of a GenBank genome assembly.
AUGGAUGACAGCGAGGACCUCGCCACGGGCGCUGGAGGGGCAACUACAUCGGGGGCUGGAGGCGGAGCUGCUUUUCGUGGUUCUAGUUCUCCACCUUCUGGAAGGAAAUCGAAAAAGACCAGUCAACGAGGAGACGGAGGUGAAGAUCGCGCGACAAGUAGUACUAGCAAGGGCGUCCAAAGAUUCCUACGGCAACAUUCACAAGGACAACUAGGGGACAAAAAGAAGAAGAAUAGGGAAGAUUCUAGUACUUCACGACGUCAUACUGGUCGUGCCUCUCGGAACAAGGAAAGCUACAGCCGCGAUCUUGAUUUCGAUGAUGACAAGUACUCGACCUCUGUUGAUGACGACUUCCACCUCCAAGCAUCAGCAACGGGUAUGACAACGUCUUCUUCGAUUGAACUGCGUCAAGCCUUCCAGGGUAGAAAUGAAUUUUAUCGGUUGAUGGGCUACCUACCUGAUGCAGAGCGCCGAAAACGAGCUCAGCAUGCGCGCAGACGACAGUAUCGCGCUAGCCCAAUGUCGACGGUGUCAUCCUCGAGUAUUAUGGAUACUAGCGAAUAAGGAUUUAACAAGCAUGACGAUCUUAUCAUGUGUUUCGUUAUUCUAGAAAUCAGAGCUAGAAGAUCAAGAUAGUACUUGUGGUUUGAAGAUAUCCAAAACCAUCUCAGCCUUAGCUGGCUCUUCUUCUAAGAUCCCAAGGAACACGAGCGACAUGGAAUAUUCUUGUUCGUCAUCUUCGAGCGCCCUCUUCGCACCACGUCCACCGCCUGAGCCUCCAGGAAAACUGCGAACC